AUGGGGGAGGUUGCAUGGGGGUCUUUGCUUAGAUACCGUUUGCCUCGGGCUCUUUUCUCCCCUUGGCCUAUUGUCCCUCUCGGUGCUUCUCUAUCAGGACCACCCUCCUCCACACCUAUUAUGGCAGUCGAGUGCAAUAACGGCGAAUGUCGUUCAAAGUUCUUCCGCUAUCUCGAUAAGGCCCCUCUCUCUCUUUAUGAUCUUUGUUUGCGAAUCUUGUUGGUGGGUUGGCCUGGAAACAAGCUUGAGACUUCCAAGCCAUCUUUGUGUAGGAGAAAUACCAACAACAUCUUAUCCCCAUUGGUCAAGCUGGUCAAGCUCAAUGCAGGAGCCAAUGCUCAGAGUACCACUAUUGGUGGCACUGCUAAAGCUUCAGUUUACGGGAAGCCCAUCUCUAUGCCUAAAACUAAUUGCCCUCUUCCCACAUUUGUCCCUCAAGUUGUUUUGGCAUUUUCAUUUGGCAGCCAUCCCUGGCCUUUACUCAACCUAACUUCCAGAUUAGCAUUGGCCGCCCCUGACGUGAGUUUCUCCUUCCUCCACACUGCCAAAUCCAACCAAAAGCUCUCUGCCACCUCAGAAGCUCACCUCCCACACAAACUUAAAUCUUACGAUGUUGCGGAUGGCGUGCCGGAGGGACAUGUCCUCACUCCCGGGAAUCCCCCCGAGGAAGUGGAGCUGUUCCUUGAGGCUGCACCUGAGAGCUUCCGAAAAGGCAUGGAUAUGGCAGUGACCGAGACUGGGCAGCAAAAGAUCACCUGCAUCUUGAACGAUGCUUUCUUGGUAUUUGGCUGCGAUAUGGCUGCGGACAUGGAUGUAAAGUGGGUCCCUUUAUACGUUCCCGCACCCUACGACCUCUCUGCCCACAUUUACAGUGCUCUCAUCCACGAGACUUAUGCUAAAGCUUGCGGUGGCCGUGAAGCUCAUGGUAAUGGCGGUGCAGGGGGAGAUCUAAAUCCUAUUGACAAAACCCUAGAUGCCAUUCCAGGACUCUCCGUAAUGCGCUUCGGUGACUUACCCCAAGAAAUACUUGAUCAAGGUAAUCACUCAAAUUCUUCACCAAUUUUAGCACGCGCACUGCACAGAAUUAGGGAGGUCCUGCCACGAGCAAAUGCUGUUGUCAUGAACUCUUUCCAAGAACUAAACUCAACCAUACUCACCGAUAAUCUCAAGUCCAAGUUCCAAGACAUUCUGUAUGUGGGUUUUCUCACAUUAAUAGUCCCAACUCCACCCCUACCUCCAUCGCAUUCAGACGCCACAGGCUGUCUACCAUGGUUGGACGAGCAAAAGCCAACAUCGGUAGCAUAUAUAAGCUUUGGAACAGUGGCGGCGGUGCCACCCCACGAGUUUGCAGCUUUAGCAGAGGCGCUGGAAGCGGCGGUGCCACCCCUUCUUUGGUCUCUUAGGGAAAACUUUAUAGCAUUUCUGCCGAACGGGUUCCUCGAGAGGACAAGGAAGCAAGGAAAAAUAGUUCCCUGGGCACCCCAGGCUCAUGUCUUGUCACAUAAAGUAGUAGGCGUGUUCGUUACACACUGUGGAUACCACUCUGUGUUUGAAAGCCUUUUCGGUGAGGUUCCGAUGAUCUGCCGGCCGAUCUUUGGCGACCAUAAGAUGAACGGACGGAUAGAGGACGUGUGGGGGAUAGGGGUUAGGGUUGAGGGAGGGGUGUUUAGAAAGAAGGGAAUGGUCAAGAGCUUGGAGCUCGUUCUUGGAAAUGAUCAACAUGGAAGGAGGAUGAGGGAGAAGAUCAGAGGUCUUAAAGAGCUUGUAGUGAAAGCUGCCGGACCUGAUGGGAUUGCUUCCAAAGAUUUCAAAACUUUGCUUGAGCUAAUUAUCAGUACCAAGAUCACCAUCUCCAGAUAA
Carya illinoinensis is the source of this 1860-nucleotide messenger RNA. Its product is annotated as anthocyanidin 3-O-glucosyltransferase UFGT-like. The coding region runs from base 1 to 1860 and encodes 619 amino acids. The record is from RefSeq and is a predicted model, not a curated record. Lineage: Eukaryota; Viridiplantae; Streptophyta; Magnoliopsida; Fagales; Juglandaceae. The transcript has 5 exons. Gene Ontology annotation, molecular function: UDP-glycosyltransferase activity.